AAACCCUAGCUGCUCAGGCGGUGAACAGCGGCUUCUUCUCGGUGCGGAUCGGUCCUUCGCUCUAGCGAAACCUCUUCGGAUCCUCUCAACCAUCAACAUGAAGUUCAACAUAGCGAACCCGACCACUGGUUGCCAGAAGAAGCUCGAGAUCGACGAUGACCAGAAACUUCGGGCUUUCUUCGACAAGAGGAUCUCACAAGAAGUCAGUGGAGAUGCUCUGGGGGAGGAAUUCAUGGGCUACGUGUUUAAGAUAAUGGGAGGCUGUGACAAGCAAGGCUUUCCAAUGAAGCAGGGAGUGCUGACUCCUGGUCGUGUUCGUCUAUUGCUUCAUCGAGGUACUCCUUGCUUCCGUGGAUAUGGCAGGCGGAAUGGAGAGAGGAGAAGGAAGUCUGUUCGAGGAUGCAUCGUCAGUCAAGACCUCUCUGUUCUGAACUUGGUUAUUGUGAAAAAAGGAGAAAAUGAUCUGCCUGGUUUGACUGACACUGAGAAGCCAAGAAUGAGAGGUCCAAAGAGGGCAUCAAAGAUCCGGAAACUGUUUAACCUGUCGAAUGAAGAUGACGUCCGGAAAUAUGUCAAUACAUAUCGCAGGACCUUCACUACUAAAUCUGGGAAAAAGGUCAGUAAAGCUCCGAAGAUUCAGAGGCUGGUUACGCCAUUGACAUUACAAAGGAAGCGCGCGAGAAUUUCUGACAAGAAGAAAAGAAUCGCUAAGGCAAAGGCGGAGGCAGCUGAUUACCAGAAGCUUCUCGCUACCAGGUUGAAGGAGCAGCGCGAGCGCCGCAGCGAGAGCUUGGCUAAGAAGAGAUCCAGGCUGUCUGCUGCCUCAAAGCCUUCUCUUGCAGUUUAGGUUGUUUUUACUGUUUUGAUGAGCAAUUUUAGUUCAGGCAAAUUUUGGCUGUUGAGGAUUCAGGGGGAUUGUCAAUGUGGAGUUGUUUUAUAUAUAGCUUUUAGCCGCUCUGCCUUGGAAUUCAGGGACGUUUUAUCAUUGGGUUGUUGCUUGUUCCUUAAGUCUUUGAACUUGAAAUUUUAUUUUUAGAAAGUUGAGUUGGGCACA
This is a messenger RNA of Syzygium oleosum, 1054 nucleotides long. RefSeq names its product 40S ribosomal protein S6-like. Gene Ontology annotation, cellular component: ribosome. The transcript is spliced from 6 exons. Gene Ontology annotation, biological process: translation. Bases 98 to 847 code for a protein of 249 amino acids. Lineage: Eukaryota; Viridiplantae; Streptophyta; Magnoliopsida; Myrtales; Myrtaceae. Gene Ontology annotation, molecular function: structural constituent of ribosome. The record is from RefSeq and is a predicted model, not a curated record.